This is a messenger RNA of Lutra lutra (Eurasian river otter), 2660 nucleotides long. It is a transcript of the gene MMP25, whose product is annotated as matrix metallopeptidase 25. Lineage: Eukaryota; Metazoa; Chordata; Mammalia; Carnivora; Mustelidae. The record is from RefSeq and is a predicted model, not a curated record. Gene Ontology annotation, cellular component: extracellular matrix. Gene Ontology annotation, molecular function: zinc ion binding; metalloendopeptidase activity. Gene Ontology annotation, biological process: extracellular matrix organization; proteolysis; collagen catabolic process.
AGAGCGGCCCUGGGCAGACCCCCUCGAGCCCCGCGGGCAUGCUCCGGCUCCUGGCGCUGCUGCUCCCGCUGCUGCCGCCGUCGCCGGUGAGCGCCCCGGAGCCCUCCGCGCUGGACGUGAGCUUGGGAGUGGACUGGCUGACCCGCUAUGGCUAUCUGCCACCACCCCACCCUGCCCAAGCCCAGCUGCAGAGCCCUGCAAAGCUGAGGGAUGCUAUCAAGGUCAUGCAGAGGUUUGCUGGCCUACCUGAGACAGGCAUCCUGGACCGCGUGACGGUGGCCACCAUGCAGAGGCCCCGCUGCUCCCUGCCCGAUGUGCUGGGGGUGGCUGAGCUGGUCAGGCGCCGCCGGCGCCGGCGCCGAUACGCUCUGAGCAACAGCAAGUGGGAGAAGCGAACCCUAACAUGGAGGGUUCGCUCCUUCCCCCAGAACUCAGCACUGACCGCGGAGACAGUGCGGACCCUCAUGCACCAUGCCCUGAGCACCUGGGGCAUUGAGUCAGGCCUCAGAUUCCAGGAGCUGGUUUCUCAGGACCCAACAGAGCCCGACAUCCUCAUCGACUUCGCCCGGGCAUAUCACCAGGACAGUUAUCCCUUCGACGGGCACGGAGGUACCCUCGCCCACGCCUUCUUCCCCGGGGAGCAUCCCAUCUCUGGUGACACUCAUUUUGAUGAUGAGGAGACCUGGACUUACGGCUCAAAAGAUGGCGAGGGGACUGACCUGUUCGCUGUGGCUGUCCAUGAGUUUGGCCACGCCCUGGGCCUGGGCCACUCCUCAGCACCCAACUCCAUUAUGAGGCCCUUCUACCAGGGCCCGGUUGGCGAACCCCACAAGUACCGCCUGUCCCAGGACGACCGCGAAGGCCUGCAGCAGCUCUACGGGAAGGUGCCCGAAACCCCCUACGAUAAGCCCACAAGGAAACCCCUGGCCCCUGCUCCCCCGCCCCCUGCCCUGCCUCCGGACAGCCCCUCUCUUCCCGUCCCCGACCGAUGUGACGGCAAUUUCGACGCCAUUGCUAACAUCCGUGGUGAGAUAUUCUUCUUCAAAGGCCCCUGGUUCUGGCGCCUGCAGCCCUCGGGCCAGCUGGUGUCCCCCCGGCCCGCGCGGCUCCACCGCUUCUGGGAGGGGCUGCCCGCGGAGGUGAAGGUCAUCCAGGCCGCCUACGCCCGGCAUCCCGACGGCCGCAUCCUGCUGUUCAGCGGCCCCCAGUUCUGGGUGUUCCAGGACCGGCAGCUGGAGGGCGCCCCGCGGCCGCUCACCGAGCUGGGGCUGCCGGCGGGAGAGGAGGUGGACGCCGUGUUCUCGUGGCCGCUGAACGGGAAGACCUACCUGACGGGCCGGCGCUACUGGCGCUACGACGAGGCGGCGGCGCGCCCAGACCCCGGCUACCCCCGCGACCUGAGUCUUUGGGAAGGGGCGCCUCACGCCCCGGACGAUGUCAGCGUCAGCAACUCAGGUGACACCUACUUCUUCAAGGGCGCCCACUACUGGCGCUUUCCCAAGGGCAGCGUCAAGGCCGAGCCUGACUCCCCCCAGCCCAUGGGCCCCAAGUGGCUGGACUGCCCGGUCCCCAGCGCCGGUCCACAUGCCCCCAGGCCCCCCAAAGCGACCGUGGAACCCGGGACCUGCGAUUGCUCUUGCGAAAUCAAUGAGGCCUCAGGGAGGCCGUCGCUGUCCUUCCUGCUGUCCCUUCUGGCCCUGCUGGUGGGCGGCAUCGCCUCCCCUUAAGGGGGACGGGUCUCCCACUGCGGGUCUGUGUGUGUGUUUGGGGGGUGGUCCUGAGUCCCUGCGGAGGUGCAUCCUCUCUUCCCAGGUGCGGGACUCUGCGGGAGGCAGCUGGGAGCAUGUGGUUGGAGCUAAGCCUUGGAGACGGGGGAGAAAGAGCUGGCGCUUAGACUGGGCAGAUCAGGUGUACGGCGUCGCCUCCCCUGCCCCACCGGCGCGGUUGCAGGGGUACCAGUGCGCUCUCCUCCCACCGGACGCUCCUCUUCCCGGAAUAGCUGGUGUUUCUUAGAGCGCAGCUGCCGUGGAGGGAAGCCUUAACCACCCGCUCCAGGGCGACAGCGGCUCUCAGGAGCAGCUCUGGGCUGUUCGGGCUUUGGAGGAACGGCCUGACUGGGAAACUGAACCCCUGCCUCUGUCUCCACCGGCUGCUCGGAGUUUCCCAGGAAUGUCCCACUCUGUCCCGCUUCCAAGACACUGGUCAAUGCCACAGGGUUGGAGACCCCAGACCCAGCCCUGAAACUACCCCUGAGCACACGUGGGUGUAUCUUGGGUGAUAUCAGUGGCCACCCAGGCGACCCUCCACAACCUAAGCCCCAUGCACCUGCUUUCUGGUCACCACUCUGUACCCAGUACUGUCCCCGCUCAACAGAACACCCUCCUGGCCCUACAAAUACCCUCCGUGUGCCUCCACACCGGAGUGUCUGCCACUUCCCUCACGGAGAACUCUGGGAUUCUCCUCAGCUCUGUGCGGUGUGGGCUUAGCUCCCCUCAGUCCAGGGCACUGCUUCCGCAGCACUUCUGGGUGAUAAGUGGGUGGGCCACCUCACUCACCCCCGCCACAACUCCCCGCAGAAUUCAGGAUCUAAAUCAGUGCCUCUGGAGCUAUACUUCCGGAAUAUUCUACAUCCGAAUCACCUAGGGAACUUAAAGACGCAG